Messenger RNA from Manduca sexta (tobacco hornworm), 1512 nucleotides. RefSeq lists its product as uncharacterized. Gene Ontology annotation, biological process: regulation of transcription by RNA polymerase II. Lineage: Eukaryota; Metazoa; Arthropoda; Insecta; Lepidoptera; Sphingidae. Gene Ontology annotation, molecular function: DNA-binding transcription factor activity, RNA polymerase II-specific; DNA binding. The transcript is spliced from 5 exons. The coding region runs from base 115 to 1512 and encodes 465 amino acids. The record is from RefSeq and is a predicted model, not a curated record.
CGCAAAUUUCAAAUUUCGAAUCCAGCUGACAUCUGUCAAGUGCAGUUUUAAAAGUAUUUCUUUUGUUUGCUAUACAGGCAAAGGUAUUCAAAUAAUGACAUAACGGUUAAAAUUAUGUACCCAACGGAUAAUUUGAAAAAUGGACAAUUGAAAUUUGUGCAAAAAUUAGACCACAACAUUAUGUUGAAGACUAUACAGAAUUUGUGCUACAAUAAAAAUACGAAUUUUAACAUGACCUCGCCGUUUUUAGUUGAUAACAUUCUCCAUCAGCAGAAGAAUGAUUUCCAGAACCAGUACCUGAAUCAGCAGCUGGAGAAUUACGUCAUCCGUCAGAACUAUUCCAGGGAGAAUUCACCAGAAGUAGACGAGACUAAACUGGCCGAAACCGAAGACGAGAACCAAUGCGUCGAAGAAUCUAAGAUCGAGGACGAAGAUUCCAAAAGCCGCGACGAUGACUUCACACCAGUUAAAAACGAAAGUUAUUUUAACAAUGAUUUCUAUAAUCAAGAAGGUAGAAGUGAUAAAGACGUUCUUAAUAUACCGAAUUUGGUGAGGAGGUGUCAAAUUUGUGGCUUGGACUGUCCUCCGUUCGCCUGCAGGAAGUCCGGGAUACGAAGGUUAGAAGAACUCGAGAAGAGGUUCAAUUUGGGAGGGUACCAGGAGAACUCUGGCGAUGAGGCGGAGAAGGAGGGAAAGACGUUCAACACGGACGAAAUGGUUAGGAAUUGUGAGGAUUUUAAUGAGCAAAAGAAGCCUCUUUUGAAGUUCAGCGUCAGCGCCAUUUUGGGAGAUCGAGAAGACAGUAUCGGGAAAAACACUAAUAUUGGAGAAUACCGUCAGCCCAUGAUGGGGAACCCGUGGCCGAUCGCCAAGCCGAUCGCGAGCAGGCCGAUACCAGUACAGCAUCAGCACCUACAGCAUCUUCUGGCGCAUUGCCACCACCCUUACUUGGCUGUGAGGCCAGCACAAGCACACACUCAAGUCUUCCCUCUACCGGGAGGGUUCCCGUGGGCUCACAGCUCCAGAGGUAAGCCACGACGCGGCAUGAUGCGGCGCGCUGUCUUCUCAGACCUGCAGCGCAAGGGUCUGGAGAAGCGGUUCCAAGUCCAGAAGUAUAUCUCCAAGCCCGACAGGAAGAAGCUGGCUGAAAAACUUGGAUUGAAGGAUAGUCAGGUGAAAAUUUGGUUUCAAAAUCGGCGCAUGAAAUGGCGGAAUUCGAAAGAACGUGAACUUCUAGCUUCAGGAGGAUCCAGAGAGCAGACACUGCCUAACAAAAACAAUCCACACCCCGAUCUAUCCGAUGCAGAAGCUGAUAAACAGAAACUUUCUCCACUCUCACCCAUUAAUGAUGAGCAGAAUGAAGAAAAAUCCAAGAUCUAUCCAACUACGUCUGAUUUUAGAGGUUAUGAAGACAAAAUGGCGGUUGGACUAUAUGCGCGGGAAUUUAAUGAAGAUGGCGAUGACUUUGACAGCGACGCCAGCGCCUCUGACGAAGAAAUUAAUGUAACUUGA